UUGAAAAGGGAUAAGAGGAAGGAGAAAAUGCUGGGCUGGUGUGAAGCGAUAGCGCGUAACCCUCGCAGGAUCCCUAACAACACGCGGACCCCCGAGGGCUCAGAGGAAUGGGCUGACGCCUCGCAAACCUCCACACUGAACGACAAAUCCCCAGGGCGAUCUGCAAGUCGAUCAAGUAAUAUUUCAAAAGCGAGCAGCCCGACCACAGGAACCGCUCCCAGGAGCCAGUCAAGGUUGUCUGUCUGUCCAUCCACUCAGGACAUCUGCAGAUCUGCCAUCUUACAUGACAUGUCAGAAGCCUCAUUUGAGCAAAGCACCCCUGUCGUGGUGCUGAGCCCUGCUAGGAAGGAGUCUGGUAAGAAGUCAGUAAAACAGAGGCCUAGGAGGAAGAGGAGGGCUGCUCUGAGGUAUGAGCACACAGAAGAACAAGUGAAAGGGAGAAGAAAGGAUUUUCACCUCCAAAUCCCCAGCCACCGAUGGAGUGAGACUGACACAGAUUCUUCAGAUUCAUCGUCCACCGAUGAGAGUCACUGGAUUCAGGCAAAACGAAGAGCCCAAGUGAAGUUCCGCCUGUCUCGGAGAAGGAGAAAUAAGAAACCAAGUGGAAGCUUGGAUGAGUCUUCCGCUCCUAAUGAAAUCCAUCCAGUACAUUUAGGAUCCAAAGAUAAAAAGCGCCCGGAGCUGACCGAGUGUGAGAGCUACUCUUUAAAUCUCCACAGAGGAAAAGGCACAACAUACCAAGGAUGCAGUGUUUCCCUGCCAAGACGGUCCUCUGACAUUAAGAGACCGUCAAGGAAGGGUGAGGAAAGCAGAGGCAGGUACCACCACAGGGAUCCUCGGCUCUUGCACAGUCCUGGGCAAAAUGAAACAAUCAAGAGAAUGUUUUCAGAGACAGAUUCCAGCACUGACAUGCUGGCAGUCAAAGAAGGUGGCAAGCCUGUGGAGGAUGCAGGAUUCCUUCAGAAGCCUCCUGCCACCUACCAUGAUGGGUCUGAUCAUUUAAAAGCAUGCAGGAUCUGUCACUGCGAAGGGGAUGAGGGGAGUCCGCUCAUCACGCCCUGCCGCUGCACGGGCACCCUGCGCUUCGUGCACCAGGCCUGCCUCCACCAGUGGAUCAAAAGCUCCGACACGCGCUGCUGUGAGCUGUGCAAGUACGACUUCAUCAUGGAGACCAAGCUCAAGCCCCUCCGCAAGUGGGAGAAACUGCAGAUGACCAGGAGUGAGAGGAGGAAGAUAUUCUGCUCUGUCACCUUCCACGUCAUUGCCAUCACCUGCGUGGUCUGGUCUUUGUACGUGUUGAUUGAUCGGACAGCAGAGGAAAUCAAGCAAGGCAAUGAUAAUGGUGUCCUUGAAUGGCCAUUUUGGACAAAACUGGUUGUGGUGGCCAUCGGCUUCACGGGAGGUUUGGUCUUCAUGUACGUACAGUGCAAGGUCUACGUUCAGCUGUGGCGCAGGCUGAAGGCCUACAACCGCGUGAUCUUUGUGCAGAACUGCCCCGACACGGCCAAGAGGCUGGAGAAGAACUGCUCCUGCACGGUGAACACGGAUGCCAAGGACGCCGGGGCAGUGCCUGCCUUACAAACGGGGACCAACGCACUGCCACCUUCAGAGGGCGGCCCCCCCGAAGUCAUACCUGUGUGAUGGGGCCAGCCGGGAGCGUGUCACUGGAGUAUCGCCUGGCCCUCAGCCACUACAAGUGACAGAAGUGAUCCUGAGUUAGUCACCCUCAUUAUCUUCUCUCCUCUUUCUGACUCAUUUGUCCUUUCUUUGCUCAAAAAGAAAGGAGAAGAAACACCAAAUUGAUCAGGAUCCCAUGAAGCAGUCUCAAGUGUGAAGAGAAAAUGUGAAAAGUUGGCUGGAGAAUGAUUUGUGAGACAAGGACCGCUGGAGCAAGGGAUGCUUUCAGGCAAUGAGGAGAGACUAACUGGACAGACCCAUGAGUCUUCACAGUAACAGGGCAAGGUCAAGAAUAUGGACUUGAAUUGCAAGGUCAAGAAUAUGGACUUGAAUUGCAACGUGUCUUUCUUGUAGGGCCUUGUAAUGUUAACUCUCUCAUCUGGAAAUGACAAACACAUUUGGUUUUAAGCUUGAAUUAUCUGCAUUAUCCCUAAGGCACAUCAGAAGCAAACUCAGAAGAUGCAUAUUUUGAUAUUCAUACUUUGACAGCUAACAGGUUUUAUGGCUAUAGUGGAGUCCCGUUGUUUUGACAGAUGCAUGUUUUUAAAAUAGAUGCAAUAUACAUUUCAAGAUAUUAAUACUUGGAAGUAUGUUUAAAUCAUGAUUUUCAGAGAUUUUGGGGUUUAAUUAGCUCUGUUAUACCCACAGAAGCCUUGUAUACUCCACCUGGACCCUCUAAAACAGUGUUGUCCAACAGAAAUAUAGCCACAAAUGAAGGCCACAUAUGCAAAUUUAAAUUUUCUAGUAGCCCCAUUAGAAAAAGUAAAAAUAGGUGAAAUGAAUUUAUUUAACACUAUAUACCCAAGUUAUCAUUUCAAUGUCAUCAAUAUAAAAAAAGUAUUGAGUUAUUUUACAGCUCUUUUUAUGAACCAAGUCUUCAAAACCCAGUAUGUUUACAGCAUAGCUCAAUUUGAAUUAAACUUAUUGGCUAGUGCAGCCCUAAAAUUAAUUAGAGACAAAGCCUCUGCUUCAUUUAACAAUUGAAUCUUUCAAAACAGCAGCUUAAUUCACUCUUUUAUUCAAAGUAUCACAAAUACUAUUUUACAAAGAACUAAAUUAAUCAAAUUGAGUUAGGUGAAGUUACCAUUUCUCUAAAGGGUGAAAAAACAAAACUACAAAGCAAUCUGCCUGUGGUAAGUUCUGAAAUUAACUUAUUUGCUACUGUGAAGCACUUAUAAUAGGGAAAAUAAUUUAAUACCUUUGUUGAGUCAAACGUACCUUUUUUUUUAAUGAGGCGUCAACUUGACAGAUGAGUAGUUAGGACCAAGCAUUAGACUGUAUUUGACAGUAUUUCCCUUGCUCAGCGGGGAGGCAAAAAUAUUCAACAGAUUCUAUGCUAAGUAAUAAAUUGAAUUGUUUAGGUUUGACAGUUCAGUUGAUUAUUGUAUUCUUUGCAUAUUCAUGUAAAACUGAAAUGUGAAUGACAUAGCAGUGAGCUAGAUUAAUGAUUAUAAAUAUAGUGUGGCCUGUCAAAGAGAGAUGUCUUACAUAAAAUGAGGUGAUUUAUUUUUGCUAGCUGUCGUAUUUAUUAUUGUGAAAAGGCAACCGUGAUGGCCAUAGAACCAAAGCAUGGGUAUCGUAUUGCACAAAUCUGGGUAUCACAUUGAUGCACUUUGUAAUUGUCAGUGGGCUUUUUCAAAACUCACACGUUACCAUAGGGAAAGAAAAGAGAAAUAACCUUUUACUGAAGAGAAGUUUGAUUCGAUAUGAGUAGUGGCUGACACUGAGUCCAAAUAGUCCCAGUUCCUAGAAAUAAAGCAAAGGUCAACAGUAUCAACUUUGUGUGUGUGUGGCAUGUGUUUGUUCCUGUAUAUACAUGAGAAAAACGUCAAGGUAUUCAGUCAGGCAGGAAACAAAAGGUUUAAAACCCAUCUUUCUUAAAACUUGCUGUAGGAGCACGGAAUGAAGGCACAGGAAAAACUAAGUUGAGGCAACUAAACUAGACCAAAAUUUCUGCACAAAUAAAGACAUAGUGGUGUAAUUAAAAAUAUAUGAAGCUUAAACAACCUGGACUUUGUAUUAACUCCUUAAAUUUCCAUUUUCAAGGUUUAAGAUAAAUACACUCAUGGAUAAUGAAGCUUUAGGGGAUUUAACCAUGGCACCUCACCCAAGGGAUUAAAUGUGAUUCAUUCUUUUCUGAUAAUUUUCCUAAGCAUUUUACUAAUCCAUUUCUCCUGAGGUUUAGCAAUGGCAACCGUUGUUUACAAUAUUCCUGAGGGAACAAAAUCUAGCCACCAGCAAACAAAGAAAUGUUGAUUUCUCUUGUGUUUGCUCUGUAAGGAAAAGGAUUAUUUACCUGAAUUAUACCAUAAAUACCAUUUAAAUUCUGUCCAAACUUUAGCAAUACAGGUAAGUGCAUAAUUUCACAGUGGAAGACGAUUGGCUUAAUAAAUAAUUUAUUAACGGGCAUACCGAACACUAAGAAAUUCUAGAAUGAAAAGUAAGGAUAAGCAUUACUGUAUUAAUGAUAAAAAAUGACAUGGUGUUUUAAAACCAUACGUAAAUUCUCAAAAUGAACUUGAAUAGGCUUUGACUUUCUUGAAAUGAGAAAAUAAUAUACCUCCCUAACACAUUAAAAGUCAAAAUUAUUCUGCUAUUCUUUUUAAACACUGAACUCCUGAAUUUAAAUCUUUAAAAGUUUUCCUGUAAUGGCUGUUGGUAGUUCAAACAAUCUGAAGUAACUAUGUGCAUUUAAAACCUAGUGUUAUUUUCUUUUAUGUUCUGUGUAGCAGUGGUACACUUGUCCUUUCGAUGACCGGGUUUGGCUUUGUGACAACACUUUUGUGGACUGGAUAUACCCUUCAAAAAGAAAAACUGCUCUCCGGAAUGGCAAUUUUUUGAAGCAUGCUCACCUGCUUAUGUAAGAAAUAAAAUGGAAUUGAAACAAAGAAUGAAAUUGAAGAAUAAACUUACAGUUCUGCUAAAACCUUGGCUUUUUAUCAUCAUGAAUCUGUGGUAUUAUCAAUACCAGAAAACAUACAUUUAUGCUGUUGAUUUUUUAAAGAACUGUCACUCUAAUUGUGUAAAAUCGAAGAUUAAAUUGUAAAGAAAUGAAAUCCAGUAUUUUUUUUUAAAGUGAAGCCCAAAGGGCAAUUAAACUUAAGUACAAACAAAAUGUAAACAAACAAAACAAAAAUGUUCCCAUUGACUUGGGAUAUAAAGCAAUGGAGAAAUAAAAGGAAGACAGGUAUAUAUAUACUCUGGAGUCUUUCAAAAUGCCCUUGGAUUAAAUCUCACUCCGAGCUUGUUACAUGUGAUUAUAGUCCCAGAGAUGGCCACAUAGUUACAUUUAUCUUGUUUUGCAAAAGGUCCCUAAAACUAUCUAUUCUCACUCCGAGCUGCUGUUACAUGUGAUUAUAGUUCCAGAGAGAUGGCCACAUAGUCACACUUACCUUGUUUUGCAAAAGGUCCCUAAAACAUCUACUUAUUUGGGCUGGAAAACUAGCUCAUUAGAACAAUGACAUCACUAAGAUACUCUAAUUGUCAUGGAGGAGAGGUGGGGAGGAAGGUUUUUGCAUCUGCCUGACACAAUUUACCUUUCCUUGCCAUGCCAAUGAAUAUUUUGGAACAAAGUAGAGCUCUUAAAACUUAUCAUUAUCAUUAUGGUAGUUGUCAUACGAUAAUUGUGUAGGACUUACACUUUAAUUAGGAAAGAUGAAAAUCAGUUUUCUUUCCUUAAGUCAGCCCAAAGGUGCUAUUUUACCUGUCAAUACAGUUGAAAGGAAGUACUGUUAUUUUGGGCUGCAGUGUUUCCUCCACAUCCGAAGAAAGCCCAUUUGAAACUGCAUUAAAACAAACAAGGAAAAAUUAUUUUAACUGUGUGCAAUUUGGGGGAUUGAGCAUUUGUACUUUUUUCGGUUUUACCUAAUUCUCUUGCAUGAACGAUUUACUGUUUUGUGAAUAAUGUGUACUAAGACAAAUUAAGGAAAAGAAAAUAAUUACCUGUGAAAAACAGACUUUGUAUAUUAAACAAGUGAUCCAAA
Molecule: messenger RNA, 5660 nt
Organism: Delphinapterus leucas (beluga whale)
Lineage: Eukaryota; Metazoa; Chordata; Mammalia; Artiodactyla; Monodontidae
Gene: MARCHF1
Product: membrane associated ring-CH-type finger 1
Molecular function (GO): zinc ion binding
Source: RefSeq, a predicted model, not a curated record